AACAUUGACGGACACAACCUUUGUCGACGAGCGUUUGGAAAAUGGCGUCUGGCGCCGACGAAAACUGUCAUGAUGACCCAAACUUUGCGGUGAUCUGCUCCUUCAUCCUCAAUUUCGGCGAGCAAUGCGGCCUCAACAUCUCCAUCUCCGAGCUGCAGUCGAUGCUAGAGGAUACAAAGAACGUGGACCAGACCCUGAUUGACCUCCAUUUGCUGCUCUUACGGAAGGCCAACAGGCGCGUGCAGAGGGACAGAUGGGAGAAGUCGCUCAUCAAGUUCUGCCACCAGGGUUCCAACGUGGAUGGCUGGGAACUGGAACGCUUUGGCUACCGCAAGGCUAAACUCUCAGUCAAGCUGGCCGUGCUCAAGCGCUUGCUGGAGCUCCAGUUUGACGGCAACGCCAAGUUCAAGGGGGAGGUGAACAAGGUGGAAGCCAACGCCCUGCGGCUGCAGCCAAUAGGGAGGGACGUCAGGGGCCACCAGUACUGGCUGCAAAGGGACUCCAGCCUCAACCUGAGGUUGUACCGCGAGCACCCGGACGACGAACGCUCGUGGGCCAUCGUUUCCAAAUCUCGGGACGAACUGGCCCAGCUGAUCUCUGAACUGGAAGGCAGUUGCGCGGUGGUCAAGAAGGAGGAGAGCUCGUCCCUGGACAGUGAGACGGGAGAGAGCAACCUGACCGAACCGGAUCCCGCCAAGGCCGAAGAGAAACCUGGAUCUCUGCUACCAGCUGAUGAGAAGCCAGCGGUCAUAGACACCGGCCAGGCAGUGAAAAAAGAAGAGCCCCAUCAUGAAGAGACGCUUUCUGUCGUCUUCUCGGGUUCCAUGGUGGGCAGCGAGGUCACUUCCACCCAUGUCGCAGUCAAGCAGGAGCCCCUGGAAGAAGCCAAGGUAGAAGAAGAAGCCCCAAAAAGGGAAGAAAAGUGUUCCACUCCAGCAAAACCUACAUCAUCAAAAGAAGAGAAAGAAGGUUGCGAAGCGGAGCGUGUGCCAGAGAAGAAAGACGAACUUGAAGCAGAAAGCGUGCCACAAAAACCAACCACACAGAGUCCCAAGCCCACUGAAACGGACCAAGCGCCGUCAUGCGAGACGGCCGCUCGAGAGAGCAGCAAAGCAAAAGACGAGACCAAUGCCGAAAAAAGCGCCGGCAAAGAUGGGAGGACCGGAGCGAUGCAGACCAACGCGGAAGACCUCUGCACCCGCUCCAGCGUGGAAGGAGAGUCUAAGCAGUCUUCUGCAAACAGUCCGCCGUCUGCCAAGGUCUCCGUCAUCCGGCCACUACCGCCCCCCUCCGACAAGCCAGUUGCGGCGCACAGCUUUAACGGGUCACACGGGAAUGGGUCUUCCGCCGAGACCCUGGCCUGCGACCUCUCUAUGGCGGUUCACCGGGAGAGCCCCACCGCCGUCGAAGAAGCGGAGGCGCCGGCAGCUGUUGUCGUCGCAACGCCCUCGGAAACAAGGCGGCUUGUCGAUGUCGGUGCGGAGGACCUGAGGACGGGAGAGAAGAGCGACGAGGUGAAGGUUCCUGAGAAGAACGGUCAGCCUGAGUCACCAGGCAGCAUUCCGUACGCCCACGAGGGCGCUGCUGCCCUUCCCCCUGGUGGUGGCAAGAAGAAGGACUCGGCGAGAAAAUCAGAACUGCCCCUGGCGUUGGAUCUCACCUGCGUUUCGUCCGACACGCCUACUUUGGAUGAUCCUGCUGCGAGUGCAGCAGCUGCUAAGGAUGCACCUUCUCAAGACAAACCUCCGAAGGCUGUGUCCUUAAAUAAUAUGGCGGCUUCGGAUGCAUCUGCAUUGAUGGUUGCGGAGAUCUCUAAGGAAGCGUUGACUGCAGAUAUGCCUGCAUUGGAAGCAAAGGCCCCUACCAAGGAAGUGUCACCUAAGGAUCCCAUUGCUAUGGACAAGUCUUCUAAAGGUCUAGCUGCCAAGAAAGAAGCUGUUGAAGAUACACCGAUCAAGGGUGCGACAGCUCCAAGUGUACCUGUUGCGGACGUUUCAGCCACGGAUUCACGUGCUGCCCAUCCCUCCGUUGCACCUCCCGCGAAGAAGUGCGUUUCAUCUUUUGUCAAAGCUCCUCGAGUGGAUGUGCUUUGUGUAGAUAUUCCCACCGUCAAUGUUCCUCCUGCAGAAGUGCCCUCUACGGAUGCAUUGACCUCGGGUACACCGGGCAAGACAGCAGCAUGCUCAGAAACUGAGAGUGGUGCCCCUCUAGGUGACAAGCAUGUUUCAACCACGAAGAAACAGAGUAAAAACCAUACAGACAAACUAAAGCUUGGAGAUACAGUUCAGAGAAGUGAAGAUUUGAAGAAGUCUGUUCUCUGUGAGGAAACGAAAGACAGCAAGAAACCGAAAGAUGGAAAGGAAAAGCAAGAACCUACAACCGACCAGAGGAAACUGGACACUGCAAAGCCAGAAAGUGAGAUUUCCAAAGAGGGAGAGGAAUGUCAGAGGAGUCCACUUUCUGAAACUUCUAAAGCAUGCGGACUAGAAAGCACAGCUUUGGUCAAGUCUUCAGCAGAAGGAGCCAUUAAGACAGAUAAGCCGACUAGUUCUGAAUCUUGCAGCGCAGACAUUGAGGUAUCUUCUAAAGAACUGGGCAAGGACCCCAUGGCCACCAAGUCAGACAAGACAUCUUCCGAGGCAACAUGCAGUAAGGUCAUAAAAGACGCUGUUGAGAAACAUAGUAACAGCACAACAACCGAGGACAAGCAUCAGCGUCCCUCUUCGGCAAUAGUCCAUUGUCUUCAAGCACCAGAUCUUAAGGAAAGACGGAGCGAAACACCUUGCUCUGAGCCAUGCAAUCAGGAACAUGCUCAGCCACCACAGGUCCAUUCAAAGCAGGUGGAGUUAGUUCAGAAGGGUGAGUCAGAAGCAUCUGAAGUCUUGCAAGAAAAAGCACCUGCUCAAAUUAGUCCUAAGUUAUCCUUGAAAGAGACAUCACCAGUUGAAGCAAAGAGCACCACUGCUCUGGAAAUGGUGCUUGAUGAUACAAAGUCGCAGACAAUUGCAGAAGCAGCUGAAGUUCUAGAUGCGUCUUGCAAAGAAGGGCCUAAGGGCAGCAGUUCCCAAGAAAGCACAGCCAAGGCAGCAGUGAAAAGUCAAGAGGCAGGACAUGAAUCAGAUGAGAGCCAGCCCAGUUUACCGAGUGAGGCCAGUGAUGUCCACAAGAAACCUGAAUUGGACACUACCAGCUCUUCUGAAAAAGAAAGAAAAAAGAGAUCUCCAAGUGAUCUGGCAAGUAAUGCAACGAAGGGAGAGAAAGCUGAAGGUUCCUCAGCUGUCAAAAUUGUGAAUAAAAAAGCAGACCCACCUGAAAAAUCUGAUGACUCUUGUAUAAAGGCAGUUGUAGUAAAGAAAGGAAGUCAAUGUCUAGAGUCUGGGUCCGUUCCCUCGGUGCACCUAUUAACCUCUAAUAAAGCUUGUGAAGACAGCCAACAGGACCCCGCUAAGGAAGAGCCAAGCAAAUCCAGCAGUUCAGAACCAGUGGCUGAAAAGGCGCCGGGUAUCCAUCCUGGUGGCAUAGGCCCUAGCAAAGAUAAGAAGAGUAAAGCUACUUCAUUAAAGCCUUCGCAAGAGUCUGCUAUCAAGCAAACCACUGAAGAAACAUGCAAACAUGGUGAAGGGAAUGCAGGUCCUGUUGAGGACAUUGCAGAACCAGUUGUCACUACCGUUGAUGCAGUCAGCAAUGAAUGCAUUGCAACUGUCAAAGAGGACGCCGGCAUUGUUGCGACAGAAGAAUUGAAUAAGGAUGGCACUCAAGCGACAGUAGAAUCAGCAAUAACAGACAGUCCAAAGGCAAAGGAGGUUGACUCUGGGAAAGGGGUGGAAAAGGAGGGGGAAACAUCUGAGGGUGUUUCAAUAAAGGACCCCAAGAAAGUUGAUCUGGAGGAUGCGACAAAGAAGUCUGAGAAGUGCCAUAGGCCACAUCCGGAAGCUGCCAAUUCUCACAAAAAAAGCAGUCGAAAUGAGUGUGAAGAUCACGAAAAGGAAGCUGCGCAGAAAGAUGUUCCAGGCUUACUCCUAAGCCCCGAGCAUGAAGUGCUUUCUGAGGUCCAAAAGAUUAAGGAAAAGGCAACAACUACAGCUUUUGAAACGGUCUCUGAAAGCAAAGAAACCAUGGGUGAAGGCGAGGCUAUGAAUACCACAACCACACCCGAUAAAAAGGAACUUGAGGCUCUAAAACCCGUGAAAACAUCUAAGAAAGUGUUUGAAGCGGGACAAGUUAAAGUGAAGCCUUCCGCGGAAGCAACACACGACAGUGGUGAUGGCCAGAAGGUCACUGCCAGAGCACCCUCUAAAGAGCACAAAACAGCGGAUGAAGGAAAAAGCACAGAAGCCACAAUUGCAGAAGUCAAGGCGGGCGUUUCGAAAGAGAAGACUAGACCUAAAACACCUGUGAAAGGUUUAGGAAAGGCAGCAGCCAACGAGGGAGCAUCGACAAAAAUAACAGCCGAUGACACCAAGAAGCAACAUACAUCCACCAAGACUUCAUCCAGUGCUGUAGCGCAACAAGAACAGGAGCGCGAACCCACGGUACAACCAACGGCUCUUGCAGUAGAAGGUCAAGACACAGACAAGGAAACAUUGGAGCCCAAGGAAACGAGACUUCGGGAAAAAGUUGAAGUUGAAGCUGUGGCGUCUGAAAGCGGAGGAGCGCCCGAAGACUUGGCAGUCAAUAACAGUAAUGAAGCGAAAGCUCAGGUGCCCCAGAAAACUCCCAAAACUAAAAAGAGGAGAAUUGAGUCUGGUUCAGAAGCAUCACCAAAUAUCGCUAAAUGUCAGACAACAGCAGCCGAGAUCACAGCAAAGACAGAUGGUGUUUCAACUAUGGAAGCCAUUGCUAAAGAGGAGUCAGCAAUUGCUGAAUCCAGUACAAUGGCUGGUACUGAGGCAGUUGAAGUUGAUGCUGAGUCCAAAGGGCCUGGGAAAGAGGAAGGACACAAAGACGCCAAACUUUGUGAAGCCCCCGUUUCCGACAUCAGAGCAGAAGCUGGAAAAGAGAAAACGGGAGGUGACGGAAAGGGCAAGUCAACUCGAAAAGCUUUGAGGGGCAGAGCAGCUGCAUCUGAGUCUGGCAGAAGAGCAACGUCCACAGCUACAAGAGGCCACAGGACAGCAACAGCCGCAUCUAAAGCGAGCGAAGCAAAACGGAAAGGGAAGGGAGCCGACGUCGAAGUUGAGGACGAAUCUGUCUCGCCUGGGAAAACAGGAAUCAAGGAUGACUCUGAAGCUAGAGCAUCUCGCCAAGAAGAUGCGGACAAAGCAGUUGAGGCUGAACCUUCCACAAAGUCAGCACCUACGGGUGCUAGAGACAAGAAGACGAAGGCUCCGAGAACGGACGAAUCAAAAGGCAAGGAAAAAGUGGACGGGGCUGGAGACGUGUCGGUGACCGAGGCAGCGCCUCACGAGGAAGGGGCAGGAAGCGACUCCGAAGCCAAAGCAACCAAGGACAAAGAAGCUGAAGCGGAACCUGUCACGAAGCCAGUGCCUGUGGUCACUAGACCACAGAAAACGCGAGUCACCAGAACGAGCGAAACCAAAUCCAAAGAGAAGGAGGGCGAAGCAAAAGACGCGGACUCGACGACCAAGCUGGCAUCCGAAAAGGAGACGACAGAAACCGACCCCGCAAUCGAAGCGGUCGAAGUCAACGAAUCCGAAUCUGUGCCCAGGCCUCCUGGGAGAGGACAGAGGAGGGGGGGAAGGGGGUGGAGGGGUCGAGGCAGAGGGGGUCGAAGGGGGCGUGGCAGAGGCCGCUCCCAGGGGGCCCCUCCGCCCAAAAAACUCUGCGAGGAAGACCACUCCGCCGCCUUUCCAACGGCCGUCGAUUCGGCGGCGACCGAAGUCGCCAUUGCUUUUUCCGGGAGGGGACGAUCAAGGGGGCGGGGCAGGGGACGGGCAAGGGGGCGGGGCUCAAGACGGGGCUCAGGCAGAGGGCGGGGCAUAAUGGCAGAGCUUGGCCUGGCGACAGAGCUGAGCCUAGGAGUGCAGUUGUCGCCGCAAGACGAGCUGGAAGAGGAGGAAGGGCUGGGGAGGAGGCGGAGCAGCCGGAUCAAACACGACCAGCAGAAGAAGCUCUCGGAGUUGGCUCAGCAGAUUGCACUGGAGCAGCAGUUCGAGGAGACAUUGCUCCAGGAAGGAAACGAAGUCAAGGCAAAGGUCGCCAAGUCCCCCAAGAAACGAGGUGGGCGGCUCACUGACAAGGACUACACGCCUCCAGUGAAGACGCCACGGAAGUCGAAAAAAGGGGCCCUGGAGCAGCAAGUGGAGGCGCAGGCGACGCCCAAGAAGGAGGAGAAGAAGGGGAAGAAGAAGAAGCGCCGGCGCAAGAGGAAGCCCGGCAGCCACCCGGGGGUGAACGGCGGGAGCUCGGCGAGCAAGCGCAAGCACAACCCCUGGGAGGCCUCUUCGGACUCCUCCUCCGAGUGCGAGGAGGAGGAGGAGGAGGACGGCUACGAGGAGGAGGCCGAGGAGGAGGUGCUACGCUUCGACAACGAGGACGACGACGAGUUCGCCUGCGAAGAGGAGGACCCGGACGCGGAGGUGGUCGUGGUCAAGCGGGCGCGCACCGUCAAGAAAGUGCGGGUGGAAGAGGACAGCAGCGAGGAGGGUGAGGAGCCCCAGGAUGAGAAGCCCUGUGCCAAAUGUGGGAAGGGAGACCAUCCGGAGUGGAUUCUUCUCUGUGAUGCCUGUGAUGCUGGGUACCAUACAUCUUGCCUGAAACCAGCCCUGAUGCUCAUUCCGGAUGGGGACUGGUUCUGCCCCCCCUGUGACCACAGGAUGCUCUGUGAGAAGCUGCUGGAAGAACUGAAGCUCUACGACCAGCUCUCUAAGAAGAGGGAAAGGGAAGAGCUGAGGAAACAACGGCUGGCUUAUGUAGGGAUCAGCCUCGACAAUGUCCUCAAACCGGAGAAGAAGGAGGAGUCUGAAGAGGAAGAGGAGGAGGAGGACGACAGGGAGGAUGGAGAUGAGGAGCCGUUCCUUCUGAACAAGCGGUCUUCGCGCAAGCGAAAGGCCAUUAGCUACCAGUUCAAGGAGUACGACGAGAUGAUCUUCCAGGCCGUGCAGCCGGAGAUUGUGGCCGUGCAGAGUGCAAAAGUGGUGAGCCGUGGCAAGGACAUUUCGAACCUGAUUGGUGAGGACGACGAGGAGGAGGAGGAGGAUGGCAAGGGCUCUGAGAAGGAGGGGGAGGAGGAAGAGGAGGCCCCGCCCCCUGUGUUUGGGGGCAAGAAGCGCAAAAAGCACCGUAAGCUCACCAACCUGGACUUCACGUCGGAAGAGGACGACGACGACGAGACCGACGAGUACCAGGGCUCGAGUGCGAGCCACUCGGAAGUGAGCGCUUCCAGCGCCAGCGAGGCCGCCCCUUCGACGGGCUCCGACUGGGAGGCAGGUUCUCGGAGGAGGCGCAGGGCUCCCCCCGUUUCACGUUCUAAGGGCAAGGCCACCCGCUCCGGCUACCGCAAGGACGACUUUGUGAUGGACGACGACUACGAGUCGGACAGCGACGGGGGCUGCACCACACGGCGGGCGGCCUCCAAGCAAGUCAACUACCGAGAGAUUUCUUCUGACGACGAGGAAGCCAAGGCUAGAAAGAGGAAGUCGGCCCCGCGGCGCCGCCCGGCAAGGAGCGACUCUGAGGAGACGGACGUGGAGUGGAAGCGCAAGAAGAAGAAGCCCAAGAACCGGCGCACCUGGAGGGAGGUCUCCUCCUCGGAGGAAGAGGAGGCGGAGUUCACGGAGGACAGCUCGGAGGACGGCCGGAAGGGUAAGGGCCGCGCCAAGAAAGACGACGACGACGCCUCGGAGGGGAGCGAGGAGAGCUGCUGCAAGAAGCGGAAGCAGGCCCGGAGCGCCAAGAAGGCGAGGACGGAAGAGGACACGGCCCAGGACCCCAAGAAGGCCGCCAAGAAGAGGGCGACGGACAGCAGCUCGGAGGACGAGAGCGAGGAGACGGAGAGCUCGGAAGAGGAAGAGAGCAGCGGAUCGGAAGAGGAGAAGAAAUUCGGGAAGAACAGGCAGGUCAUCCGCUCGGAUGACGACGAGGAGGAAGAGGAGGCAAGCAAGGCCACGGAGGUGAAAGAAGCACCGUCUGCCGCCGACGGCGAGCAUGCAGAAAAGGAAGCGAGCGUCGAGCCGAAACCAUCUCUGGCCCCGCACGAGAACGUUGUUGAGGUGACCGCGCCUCCUCCACCCGUGCCGCCACCGGUCGCAGUGCAAGCUCCGGUUAUGGCUGCGGCCAUUCCCCAGUCCACGAUUCCCACAUCGCUCGUCGCGGAACAACGGGGUUUCCAGCCCCACGCGGCGCAGCAGCGGGACUCUCCGAAGCCUGGCCCGAUCUCGCGGCUCCUGUUGGGGCAGGACGCCUCGAACAACAACAGCGGCAGCAACGUCCCAUCGCCAGCAUGCUCCUCCUCCUCUCCGCGUCCCAUUGGGGGACACGAGGACAAGGGCUUUCCGGAUGACGACGAAUCCAAGGGCUUUCCGGACGAAGACGACGAGGACGACGAGAAGGGGUUCCCGGAUGAUAACCCGCCCGCCCCGCCGCAGCAGAGCGCAGCCAAGGGACACUACCCGCCGCGAGGAGGUCCAUACCCUUACCUCCCGCCUCGUCCUUACGCCGCGGCGGACCCCUACGGCGACUGCGUGCCCAUGGAAGGCGGCUACGGAAGGCCCCUGCCUCCGGCCCCCGUCGACGCAUACGCGCGGGCCUCCCCGAGCCCACCCCAGUUCACGAGUCUAGACGCCCCACCGCCGCCGCCGCCGCCGCAGCGCGGCGGAAACCAGCUGACCCCGCUGGACGGGAGGUUUCCACCUCCGCGCGGAGGCCCCUACCCUCCGCGCGACGUCUACCGGCCCCCCGACUCGUACCAGGCGCCACCCUACUUCGCGUACGGCCCCCGCGGCGGUUUUCCACCAAGGGGUGCCGCCCCCGGGCCUUACCGGUACCACCAUCCCGGCUACCACCAUCCGCAGGCCCCGCCUCCCCCGGAGUACUACAACAACUGCGGAAACAACGGUGGCGGUAACGGCGGUGGCGUGAGGCCGCCCGGGUACUAUGUCCCGCCGGAGGAGGGACCCUACGGCCCCCCGGGGCCAUACCCGCCAGGGCCUCCGGGUUCCCAGUGGGGUCCGGGGAACCACCCACCCCCUCCGGGGGGGGCGGGAUCGUCAGACGGCGGGUUCACCAUCACCAACAUCCUACGGCAGAGGGGGAACGCGGAGGGGGGAGAAGAGGACGAGCUCAAGAGUGUGACGGACAUAGUGUCGUACAUCACGCAAGAGUAGCACUUUCGGCGCAGCCGGCUCUUCUUUGAAUGCCGAUGGAACUUUGCGAAUUGACGGUGACCUUGUAUUCUUUUUUUUUUUUCUAACGGAUGGUGGGGGGCAUCUACGAAUGCUCGUGGGGUCGAAUGGUGCGUCUUCGAGGAUUACGUUUCGAGAGGCGGGUCGAGAGUUUUCGUUGCAAAAACGGACGCUGAAAACUGCGGCGGACGUCGGGCAAAGUGGCAAGUUUUGGCAAAGCUUUGACCUUCUUUGGGGAAGUAAGAUUAUGAUAACUUUUUUGUGGCGUUAUUAGAGUUCCUGUAAUCUUUCGUUCUGCCAAAAGACAAUUCAAAAAGGACGGUAAAUUUCAGGUACCUCAGUGUGCCCGACCACCAAAAUGGCAAACGUAAAAGUUUGCCUGAUAAAGAACAGAGGAGUACUGACCCACAUAUCUAUUCAUCGGACAAUCGUUGCAACAGAAAUCUUUCAUUUGCCAUUGCAUGCAUUUUAAUUAUGAGUUUUUACAAUUUGUGUCUUAUUUUUUAACGAUUAUCAAUCUUUACUCGGACAGUGUGCGAUUGCAUUACUGCAAGCAUGUUAUUGUGUACCGAAGUGAAAAUUCCUAGCUGCGUAAAAGUUGGUACAGCGAGCCCAGUUUCCAGCGUCGGUGCAACGACCGUUAGAAAAGCCUGGCAUUGGCUUCUGUGUACAUAUGCAAAUGAAGCGGGAAAACGCGUCUCGCUAGGUAAAGGUUAACCGUGUUCAGCUAGAGAAGAACCUUGGCCAAGUUGUGGCUCCCAGCGGCAUCCAGGAAGCGUCGGGGACGCGAUUGCAAAAGAGGUUGCAAGUUGGGGAGGCCCUCGGCGUGCGAGGUGAAAGCUACAUUGCUACUACUUUUAUGUGCACAUCCAAUCAUCCAUCAUCACUUUCGUUUGCUGCCAGAGAAGUGUCAUUUUAGAACUAAUCUAUUUGCUGAGUAUUGCCACUGUUGCUGGGUUUAGGUGUCUUGUAUAAUUGGUGUGUUGUGUUUGCAGCUGCCGCUGCUGGUCUGGGUUAGCUUGCUCUUGUUUAUUUUCUUUCGUGUGUCUGCCACAUUUCGAUUUUAGAAUCCCUCUCUUAUUCCGACUGCUUUCUUGUCUUUGGGGCAGCCGGGUGUUAUUGAGUUGCAAAGUUUGUCCAAGAAUGUUUUUAGUUUUUUGUGCAUUUUGAGGUUCAUUUGCCUCGGGCUGUCCGACUGGCUCUUAAAACUGCGCGUCUUAUCAGUUUUCAGGAUAACGAUAACCUACAUCUGUGCUCUCCCAAGUCUUCUUUGAUUGCACCUAGCAAUGCGAUGCCUCGUAUUACCUAGAGUCUGGGGCAUUGAUACCGUUGGUUCCGAAAUGCGGCAUAAUUCGUCAUAAUCACGGAGCAAAGAUUAUGCUCGGUAAUUACCAUGUUUUGUUGUCAUGCCUCCAUUCUUUGCAGAGAGUCGAGUUUCAGGUGUAAUAUGGGCCAACUUUUCAGGGUGUAAAUAGUGGACAAUCAUAAACUUGUGACAUGUUGCGAGCAUUUCAGAUCGAUAGUUUUGAGCGAUUGAAAAGAUGUUUCGAUUUAAAGUGAUGGCAGAAAAAACGUUUUGCGUCUGCAUUGGUGACUUUUCAAAGCUAUCUGAAACUCACUUCGGUCACUUUUAUCGAAAAGAGCUGAAAGGAUGCAGCUAAGUUACGAAUAGAUGUUUAAAGGUUGUACGAGAUUUCACACCGUUUGAACAAAUCGUUCAAAUUGUCUUUUCCAAGUGGUUUUCGAAAAAAACAUGUCCAAGUAUACUCGAAUUGUGAACGGAUCGCCCUACAACAUUGGCACACUGCCAUGAUUGCUCGACAGGAGUGUGACAAAAAAAUAACUCGAUUCCCUGUCAUUGCUACCUCGCAAGAUUCAGUAUUUGCAUUUAUGGAUUGGACCAGCUGGAGUUAUGUAACUUUUUAGGAGCAAUGACAAACAUUGGUUCUUACAAUGUUCUUUAUGUCUUCAAAUGUGCAUCUUCCAUUAUUAUUAGUUUGAACGAAUUGGGGCCCAUAUAUUUGGCGCAAAUGUCAUAGCAGCCAACGACCGAACAAAACGUUGUCGAUGCCAGAUCCCGAAAGUGGUGGUCUGCUAGAAUAAUUGGGGGCACAUGUAAUUGUCAUUAGUGGAGCAUGUUAUCUUCUGAUGUACAUACUCAUCUUUCCUUAAGUUAUACUUAUAUAUGCUUCCCGUUUCCGACACUCUGACCCCGUCUAAAAAUCCACCUAUCAUUUUUUGUGACUGGCUGUGUCUCUAGAAGACGAAUAUACCCCAUUUCAUCUUACGACCGACCGCAGCGGAUGCUACGAGCCAUUGGAGCCAAUCCAAGGCUCUGUGAGUGUCACAUGACCUUGGAGACGGGGUGCAGCGACAGGUGGAAAGAGUAUCACGUGCUGUGCUCAUAGAGCUGGAUCGGCCUCGACGGCUCGUUGCAUCCAUUGCGGUUCGACGCGGGGUGAAGCAGGGUAUAGGGGCACUUCUCCAACGGUUUGCUUUCAGUGUCCGCAGCGACGGCUUUAAAGCUGCGUCCAACAGGAUUGCAACUUUGUUCAAACGCAGCAUCAACCGAACUCUACAACGGUCAAGUACGCAAAAAUAAUUCUGCUUGCUCCACAGUACGGCCAUGCCAAGUAAGCGAAGGGAGAAAGCUGAAUUCAACGUACGAAACUGGAAAGGAGGAAGAAUAUUUUCGGGCAUCUGCCUGUUUUGGGGAGGCACAUUCUUUCGCUGCACUAUUUAUGCUAAGUUACAGUCCUGUUUUGUGGCCUCAACAGCAUUCACACCUUGUUCAACGUCGACGCGAAACAAUGAAUCAAUGUCGGAAACAGCUUCUACGCCUCAUCUCAAAAGUCGCUGUGCGUUUCCGGAACUGCUGCCGCAUCAGCAAGGUUGCCACACUUUACGCAAAACGUGCAAUUUUAGUGUUUUUUGUCCCGAUCGUGCUCUUUUUGUUUUGUAUCGUUGCCACCUGCUUACGGCCACCACGUCGGGAACCCGGUUCAGACUUCCCACGGUACGCUUUUCCGACGCGCUUGUGCUUUUCGUGGUAGCAGACGCAUUUGUCGCGAGGGCAGCGUCACAUUCCUGGCAGACACAUUGUACAGACAUAUUUUUUUUCUUCAUCCAUUGGUGGCGAGGGGGUGACCCAGUGCUCCUGCCUUCGCUACAGCCGCGAGAGGUUUUUUUGUACAUAAUCGUUUUGUCUCAAUUGUGCAGGCCUGUAUCCUGAAGUGUGUCAUUAAAACGAGAUUCUUCUUUUAUACCACGCGUG
Ixodes scapularis (black-legged tick) is the source of this 12576-nucleotide messenger RNA. Its product is annotated as serine/arginine repetitive matrix protein 2. Lineage: Eukaryota; Metazoa; Arthropoda; Arachnida; Ixodida; Ixodidae. The coding region runs from base 42 to 9284 and encodes 3080 amino acids. Gene Ontology annotation, biological process: regulation of DNA-templated transcription. The transcript is spliced from 17 exons. Gene Ontology annotation, cellular component: RSF complex. The record is from RefSeq and is a predicted model, not a curated record.